AUGAGACUUCGUAAUAUCUAUCAAGCCGCUUUCUUCGGUAGCAUGCUUCCUUGGCAAGUCGCUUGCUUACCAGUGAACCAUACCGACGACCAGGACAAUGCCGCAAUUAAGGCAGGGACAUUCCAAAAUCCAUCAGCGAACGUCCGACCACGUUUUCGAUACUGGGUCCCUGACGCUUCCGUCGAUCUUUCUUACGUGGCCGAUGAUAUUGAGGGUGCUGCUGCUGCAGGUGCUGGCGGUAUCGAGCUCCUCGGCUAUUAUCUCUACGGUGCCAAUCCAGGGACGUUCGUCCCCGUGGACUGGUCUACCUAUGGUUGGGGCACUCCAGCUUGGAAAAAACUCUUUGACGCUGUAAUUCAGACCACCAUUGAGCAUAACUUGAUCAUGGACUUCGCUAUGGGUCCAAAUCAGGGCCAAGGAGUCCCUGCACAUGAGGGUGAUGAUGGUCUUCUGUGGGACCUCAGGCUCAGUGAGACCUCCAUUGCUGUCAACGGCUCAUUCAACGACACAGUACCCGGCUGGAACACUGGCAAACUUCAAGCUGUCAUUACUGCAACCGUCACAGACUCCGUGGUGACAUCGGGUAAUAAGCCAAGCUUACCCAACGACGUGGCCUCUAACAGGACGCAAGUAACUCUCGCGACAAAAAGUUUGCAGUUAUUAACCGACAAAGUUGGCCCUGACGGACACUUAGAAGUGGACUUCGCUUCUAGCGAAGACGUGGGAAUGGAACGCCUCAUCUUUUGUGUAUAUCUCUACCACCUCAACGCAUUGGCUCAGGCACAGCCUACCUCUUUGUUGGGCCCGCAGACGCCUCCAAAGGAUUUCAUUCAGAACGGUUCAUGGACAGUUGACCAUUUUUCUGCGCGUGGUGCAAACCUUAUGACUGAUUUCUGGGAAAAAUAUCUAUUGGUAGGUGGUACUAAAGAGGCUCUAAUGAAGGUUGGCAACUAUGCGUGGGAGGACAGUAUUGAAAUCGACCCGGACCUGUAUUGGACGAAGGAGCUUCCUGAGAAUUUCGAAAAGAGGCGCGGUUAUUCGGUCGACAAAUGGUACCCCCUGUUGUUUCACCAAAAUUCCCUAACCGAGCAUUAUUCCACCUGGUACAUAACCGACGAAUCGGAUGCUGGGAACAGCCACAUUGCGGACUACCGCACCACGCUGACGGAGGGUUAUGCCGAAUAUGUGGAAGCUCUUACACAAUGGGCCAAUGCCUAUCUCGACAUACAAUGGAGCUCACAAAUUGGAUAUAACAUGGCUGUUGAUAUGCAAACUGUCAUACCCAAAGCGAAUGCCCCGGAGACGGAGUGUCUCGCCUUCUCCGAAAAUAUCGACAGCUACAGACAAUACACUUCACCAGCUAAUAUGGCAGGCAAACGUGUAAUUUCCACCGAAUGUGACGCGGUUGCUAGUAGGGUAUACCAACAGACGCUGCCAGAGCUUGUUUGGUCUUUCCGACGAUCUAUCGUUGGGUCUGUCAAUAAUAUUGUCUUUCAUGGAUUACCUUAUUCGGGAUAUUAUCCAAACACUACGUGGCCCGGGUUCACCACCUUUACUUACGCGUUCGCCGAGAUGCACGGAAGGCAUCAACCAGGAUGGGAAUUUUACUCUGACUCCAUAGGAUAUAUUGCCAGGCUUCAAUAUAUCUUCCAGUCAGGAGUGCCCAAACUGGAUUUGGCUUUCUAUCAAAAACUUACUACUUAUCCUCAAAUUCCAAGGAACUAUCAGCCCACUGAUUUGGAAGAUGCUGGCUAUAGUUACGGCUACCUCAACCCCGACAAUCUUGCGUUGCCUGGAGCCUACGUAAAGGACGGGUUCCUUGCUCCUGAGCUGCAGUCUUACAAGACUCUUAUUGUUCGAGGCAACGAUACUAUGACAGUUCAGGGUGCGGAAAGAAUUGCAGAAUUUGCCCAUCAAGGCCUGCCUAUUGUGUUCUCAGGCCGCAUACCCACCUACCUGGCUAGCUUUAAUUCUAAAGGCGCAGUGUACGUGAACAAGACACUGGAAAGCAUAAGCCACUUGCGGAACGUUCAUCAUGUGCCUUACGAUAACUUGGCAGACAGCAUUUCAUCUCUGGGAAUUCAGCCACUGACAAAGAUAGACACUGAUGGAACCUGGUACACCCACUGGAGGCGGGAUGACCACAAGAAUGAGGAUUAUAUCUUUGUGUACAACGACUCUCCCAUGUCGACUGUCAGCGCUCCUGGCUUCAGCGAAGGGACUGUCGAAUUUCACUCAACCGGAAAACCUUAUUUUUUGGAUGCUUGGAGCGGAAUUGAGACCCCAAUCCUCAACUACACGCAAACCAGCUCGGCCACGACAAUCUUUUUCCGCCUUGCCGUAAACCAAGGCAUCAUCGUAGCCUUCAAAAAUCACGAGAGGCCAGGAUUACACUCAGUUUCUGCUUCCUCAAACGUCCUCUCCAUCACCAAUUCUUCCUUCGGCUUAGAAGCUCACGUUGGUUGCGGCGCGCAAGGCUUCAUCAAAACUUCCACUGGAACGACACACGAGGUGCCAUCGACUUCUGCCAAACCGUUUAAGCUUGGGAAUUGGACACUGAUAGUCGAGCACUGGGACCCACCCUCGCCGCUCUAUCAGCCGGCUGUCACGGCCAUCAAGCACAACACCACUCACCUGAUUGGAGAUCUUGUGUCCUGGCAGGAGAUCAGUGGUCUUCAAAACGUGUCUGGCCGUGGCUACUACGAGACGAUAUUUGAAUGGCCCCCGUCCGAUGAUGCUUCUGGUGCUCUACUCUCUUUUGGCCCAGUUGUUCACACAAUCCGCGUUGGGAUUAAUGGAUACUCACUUCCACCGCUGGACACAACUUCGGCUACAGCUGAUAUCAGCAAGUACCUUCGGCACGGUAUCAAUAAAGUCCAGGUUACAGUGUCUACGACAUUGGCAAAUGUGUUAGCACCAAUUUGGGAAGACCUUGUCUCAAGCGGAUCGCCGCCGGCAGGCAUAUUUGGUGCCCCCACGGCUCCGAGUUCUCCAACGAACUAUGGUCUCCUAUAUCCGGCUGUAAUAACUCCUUACCGCUUAGUCAAAAUCCUAUAG
Messenger RNA from Penicillium lagena, 3057 nucleotides. RefSeq lists its product as uncharacterized. NCBI's taxonomy places the organism in Eukaryota, Fungi, Ascomycota, Eurotiomycetes, Eurotiales, Aspergillaceae. The transcript has 7 exons. The record is from RefSeq and is a predicted model, not a curated record. Bases 1 to 3057 code for a protein of 1018 amino acids.